Messenger RNA from Ornithorhynchus anatinus (platypus), 1950 nucleotides. RefSeq names its product ubiquitin protein ligase E3D (gene UBE3D). Gene Ontology annotation, cellular component: cytosol; nucleus; ubiquitin ligase complex. The transcript is spliced from 12 exons. NCBI's taxonomy places the organism in Eukaryota, Metazoa, Chordata, Mammalia, Monotremata, Ornithorhynchidae. Gene Ontology annotation, molecular function: cyclin binding; ubiquitin conjugating enzyme binding; ubiquitin protein ligase activity. The coding region runs from base 40 to 1407 and encodes 455 amino acids. The record is from RefSeq and is a predicted model, not a curated record. Gene Ontology annotation, biological process: protein autoubiquitination; protein polyubiquitination; protein monoubiquitination.
CGAGCCGGGGGGCUUGGCGCGCGCGCGCGCGCGGUUGCCAUGGAGCCGGGGCUGUUCCUGGAGCUGCGCCGGAGGCGGGGUGGCGCCCUGCUCAUCGUCCGAGCACCAAAGGAAGAAAGCCUCCCCCUGGACAUUUCAGUCACCCCGACACUGCUGCAGGUGAAAAGCCCGCAAGGUUGCAAGGAGGUCAGCCUCCCAGGAGGAGUCACGCUUGUCCCUUCCUCCUGUCGGGGACUGCAAUAUGUGGCUGGUGAUGGGUUGCACGUAAGGCUACAGAUCCUGGCAGAUUCGCAUUCAGAAGCGGCUCCAACUUUGAGUCAAAGUGUAAAGGCUCAAGAAAGUUGCACUUUUUACUGCCAGACCUGUGGUGAGGUCAUCAUAAGAGAAAGGAGGUUCCACAGGGUCCUCCCUCUUCCAAGUGAAAACUGGAGUGCCCUAGUUGAUGAAUGGUGUUGCCAUCCUGAUCCAUUUGCUAAUCGGGAACUUCUCCCUCAAGAAAAUGACUGCUUUGUGGGAGACACUCACUUCCAUCUGAACUUAGGAGACGAGCUACUUGAGCCAGGUUCCGAAGUGACCCGAAAAGAGACUCACCCUCCUGCUUCCGAGAGCCAACCUGGACAGAAACCCAAGGCAAAUACCAGAGUAAUUUGUAAACGUUGCAAGACAUUACUGGGAGAGAGUACAACAUCAGAUAGCCACCCACUUGCCCAUGGGACCACAAAGCUUUUUGUCACAGAGAUCAUUAUUAAGCCAUCUGGACAAGAUUUUGCCAUUGUUCCAAGGUCUCAGUAUGUUCAAAGUGUUUUUGCGCAGUGUCUUUUGGAGCUGUCUUCUGCAAGAAGCACAUUUAGGUUCAGCAUUCAAGGUCACGACGGGAAAACGUACAUCUUGAUGUGGCUUUUAAACUCUGACACUAUGCUGGUGGAAUCUCUUGGAAAUUCGGAGGGAAGCAAUGUGUUCACAGUCUUUGAAGACCUGUUGAGUCCUGAUUCUAACUCCUUGGAAGCCAGGGAUGCGAUCAAGGUUCUUUACCAUCCGUGCAUCAAAAAUAGAAAUAAAGAACUGGCAAGUUCCUGGGAAACUGACAUUGGGGUUCAUGCUCUAACCUUGCCCUCAAAAACCUGCUUGGAGCUGCUCGUGAUUCUCUCCUGGAGCAAUAGAGUAUUGCCAUCUUCCCUUCGCUACAUGAACUCCUUCCAGUUCUAUGCUUUACUAGCUGGUGGAACUAGCCCUUAUAUAUCAUUUGUGAAAGUGACAAGUCUUGAGAGUUGGCAUCCAUUUGAGUUAUCCGAUGUCUACCGAACCGUUCGGCUGCUGCUUCACAACCUAGGAUGGUCAAACGUGCUGCUACUUGAUGCUUUUAGCAUAAAGGAGAGCCGCUUUAAGGUGGCUUUUCUGAAACUAUGAGCAUUGGGACGCGGGCAUUCUCUGCUCCGCCAAGGAACAUUCCUGUCCAUCGUACACCAAGGAGGCUGCCGUGAGAGAAGAUGGUACUAGAAGUCCAGAUCGGAACCGCUGUGGUGUUCAACAUAAUGCCUUGGAACUCUGUGUGGCUUUAUGUACCCCAGGGAGUAUUGACUCAACCCCUUUCUGAGUCUGCAGCUUCAGAGAGCCUUACAGCUGCCUGCUGAGAAGAGACCUAAGAGAAGGGCGGCCCCACACAGAAAAAUUAACUCCUCGGCUGGGCCAUCCCCACUCGGAAAACAAAUGGCCGAUCGAUACCACGGUCACUACCACAGGCCCUUUUGGUUCUGGGUAGGCCUGAGGAAGAAGCCCUUUGGGGCCCAGAUGAGUUCGGUCAGGCUGCAGAUCUUGAUAGAAGGAGUCCCGGGGAGACUUUGAAGAACUUUCAUGAUUGUUCAAAUGGAGCGGGAAAUAAGACUUGUCCAAACAUUGUUCCCAAAAUCAAAUAACAAAUGCAUUUUUAAAAAUAAACCAUCUUCCACAGUG